This is a messenger RNA of Cyphomyrmex costatus, 2526 nucleotides long. RefSeq names its product alpha-catenin related (gene alpha-Catr). The coding region runs from base 1 to 2526 and encodes 841 amino acids. Gene Ontology annotation, biological process: Rho protein signal transduction; cell adhesion. NCBI's taxonomy places the organism in Eukaryota, Metazoa, Arthropoda, Insecta, Hymenoptera, Formicidae. The record is from RefSeq and is a predicted model, not a curated record. The transcript is spliced from 11 exons. Gene Ontology annotation, molecular function: actin filament binding; cadherin binding.
AUGGCGACACCCGACCCCGUAGACCCAGCCACCCUAGAGAUUAAGACCCGUAGCAUAGAACAGACACUACUCCCACUAGUGAAACAGAUUUCCACGUUAAUCUCACAUAGAGAACGACCGCUAUGCUCGGACCGGAGUUUGCGAGCGGUUGCCAGGGUCGGCCAGGCGGUAAAUUUGGCAGUCGAGAGAUUCGUGACCGUCGGCGAAACUAUCGCGGACGACAACCCGGAUAUCAAACAAGACAUGUACGAGGCGUGCAAGGAGGCGAGGGUUGCAGGCUCAGCAAUCGAGAAAUUAUGCGAAUGUGCCUUGGAAGACAGUUUGGCUGAUCGAAGUUCCGUCGUAAGAGCUGCCAGAUGUCUCCUAGGCUCAGUGACGAAAGUCCUCCUUCUGGCAGACAUCGUCGUGGUCAAUCAAUUGCUUCAUGCCAAGGAUAAGGUCGCCCGCAGUCUGGGACGUCUCGAAAGUGUCUCGAAUUUCACGGAAUUCGUCAAGGCGUUUAGCCAAUUUGGAGGAGAGAUGGUCGAGUUGGCACAUUUAACGGGUGAUCGUCAGAAUGAUCUCAAAGACGAGAGGCGACGCGCACAGAUGGCAGCGGCUCGACAAGUAUUAGAGAGAAGCACCAUGAUGCUACUUACGUCCAGCAAGACAUGUCUAAGGCAUCCCGAAUGUCCAUCCGCUAAGGAAAACAGAGACACCGUUUUUUGUCAAAUGAGAAGAGCGAUGGAUCUGAUACAUUACGUUGUCAAGGACGGAGUAUUAGACUGUAGCGAUUCUCAAUCCUACUCGAAUUCACAGAGUCCGCAGCAGGAAGACUGGGAUAGCAGUACCGUUUGCUCGGCUUUGAAACACUUUGAAAGGCUUGUCGAAACAACAAGGAUGACUCUACUAGGACCGGGCUGUCGCGAAACACUUACAUCAGCGCUCGAAACGGUGGUCGAGAGGACACAAGACUUCACCGACAGCGCUUAUACGAGUCACGAGCACAGAGAAAAUAUCCUUCUGCUUUGUGAUCGUGCGAAACUCGAGCUCAAUACACUCUUACGGAUCGGCAAUAGUAUGAAUUACGAGGGCGGCGGGGGUUCACCUAGCUCGGAAAUGGAACAAGCGGUGAUGGGUGUGUUACGGGCGACCAGAGACCUUCGCCAGCAACUCAAUGCGACGACGAUGGAACAGGCCGGCGAUCUUGGCCAAGUGACAAAAGCCGGCCAGGAACUCGUGUCAACGAUCAGAAAUCUCGCGUUGGCCAAUGACAUCGACCGUCUGCAGGAUAGCAGCGACAGGUUCCACGAGUAUAUCGAACACAUUCUCGAAGUAUGCAAACUUUUAAGACACGUUGCGCUUUCGGAAUCGUUGCAAGUGUCGGCCAAAUUUACGGAGAUCAACUUAAGAAUAUAUGGUCCUCAGGUCGUAACGGCCGCGCACACGUUAGCUAGGCAUCCCACCAGUAAGAUAGCCAAAGAAAAUCUCGAAGUAUUUGCUGACAUGUGGCAGUGGCUCAUGACUGAUGUGACGACAGUAGCGAAAGACGUUUUGGAACUCAGUCAAAAUCGGCCAGAGAAGCAGGUUUACAUGUCUUUACCGCGGCCAGGGAAACAUGGCACGACAAGCAAACCGCUGAAACCAGUACGAUUGGACAGCGAGGAGCAGGCAAAGAUCGCUAAGGCAGGACUCGAAAUGAAGUUGAUAACCUCGGAGAUGGAUGCCGAGACGGAAAAGUGGCAGGAGAGCGGAAGCGCUCUAGAAGAGAACAACGAUAUCGUGAAACGGGCGAAAAAUAUGUCGUCGAUGGCAUUCUCGAUGUACCAAUUCACGCGAGGCGAAGGUGCUCUGAAGACCACCCAGGACCUAUUCACCCAAGCUGAGUAUUUCGCCGAAGAGGCAAACAGAUUGUACAAGGUUGUGAGACAAUUCAGUUACCAGGUACCAGGUGGACCACACAAGAAAGACCUGUUGGAAAAUUUGGAUAGAGUGCCGACUUACGUUCAACAACUGCAAUUCACCGUGAAGAAUCCUACCGUCGGCAAGGCCGCCACUUUUACAAAAGUCGACAAUGUUAUACAAGAAACGAAAAAUCUCAUGAAUGUGAUCUCGAAGGUGGUCACAACGUGUUUCGUCUGCGCCACAAAGCACAAUCUCGUCAUGCCGCAAUACAUGGAGCUCAGCCCGACGACGAUGCCCGGCCAGGCCGAAGAGGAUUGUUUGUAUCCGAUUAGUCCGCAAUUGUUGCCCUCCACGAGCCCUUACGUGCAACCCCAUCCACUCACGUCCGCGCAAUUUCACAGCAUCCUAAAACCACCCCCCAGCCUGAGCCUGUCUCUCCUUCCUUUCAAUUACAGCCCGGGACAUCCCAAUGUCGUCGGGCUGUCCCGGAACUCUGGCUCCUUCGUACAUCCGUCCAUCCUACCGUAUACGACGCCCGGAACGCAGCAGCCAUCCUACUGUCUGCAGAACCUGCAGCUUCUCCAACUGCAGCUGCACCACGCACAACUGCAGCACUUAAGACACGCAACGUUACCGAGAUAA